AUGAAGAUCUUUUACUUCCUCUUCGCUCUGAUCACAUACUCCUAUUCACAGGACACCUCUCCAACACCUACAACAACACCUCAAUGUAACGCGCCGAACACAAAAUAUAGCAAUUGCACCAACUUGUGCGGAGAAAAGAACUGUAACAACUAUAACAAACCUUCUCCAUGCUUCUCUCUUAGAUGUGGACCACCCGCUUGUGUUUGCAAUGAGGAGUAUGUUUUCUUAUCCGGCGAACAUUCUGAAGGUUGUGUUACUAAAGAACAGUGCCCAACUUUGAAUCGUCGUUGA
Auanema sp. JU1783 is the source of this 291-nucleotide messenger RNA. Lineage: Eukaryota; Metazoa; Nematoda; Chromadorea; Rhabditida; Rhabditidae. The record is from the annotation of a GenBank genome assembly.